This is a messenger RNA of Poecilia reticulata (guppy), 3054 nucleotides long. RefSeq names its product Dexi homolog (mouse) (gene dexi). The record is from RefSeq and is a predicted model, not a curated record. Lineage: Eukaryota; Metazoa; Chordata; Actinopteri; Cyprinodontiformes; Poeciliidae.
GUGGUAGUCAGUGUUUUGAUCUAGUUGGCAUAAACGUUCUGGGACAUUUAGCUUUGGGAACAUCGUGAAAGUGAGCUGUUUUUGAUUAUCCGUUCCUUUUUCUCGUUGCCCAGGAGUACACCAAGACCAUCAUAAGUACAAAUGUUCGAGUUUGUUUUGGCUAACCUUGGAYGCAACUGUUUUUAGCUGUGGCCAGCUGGCAUGGCGUGAAUUCGGCAACCCCCAGGAAACCAAUGUGGAGAAUGCGUCGAGCAAGCUAGAACGACAUUUGAACACCGUCCUUGAGUUAUUAUUAGCAAUGAGCGUAUCGCCGUUCACUUUGCCCGCUUUUUUCUUAUUUUCUUUAGGCCCGUACAGAUAAACAGCUGCAAACCGCAAAGCGUCCUCGGUUGCCACUGCAAGUCGGGCCGAGCCGAAAUGGAUGCGCCUGUCCCAUUAACUCAGACCGAUAGUCCACGAUAGCCGCCGCCGACCGAGCCCGAAUCAAGCCCUGCUCACACCAGACCGCGGCUGUCUGUGUUUUCUAUGACCCGCUCGGUUUAUGCCCAGCUAGAUUCGGUGGAAUUGCUUUUGGACGAGCUCCCAUAUAUGUUUUAUUUGGGCCUGUUUUUUGUGAACGUCCUCAUACUCUACUAUGCUUUUCUGAUGGAGUACAUUGUCCUAAAUGUGGGGAUAGUGUUCCUGCCCGAGGACAUGGACCAGGCGCUGGUGGACCUUGGGGUGCUGUCCGACCCGGCCUCCGUACCUUAUGACACGGACCCGGAGCUGGACGUGUUUGAGGGAUACCUGGAAUGACGCGGUGUGACCGAGGAAGCAAAGAUAUGGGGAAGCGGGCCUCCCAGUGGAUGCUAGUGGAGGCUGCCUCCUACAGAGAUGUCUUAUUGAAAAAGUCGUCUCGGCUCAAAGGAAGGUAGCCUUUUGCAGAGAUUCAGGGCUCUUCCGGGACUCUGUUGAGGUCCAGCACCUGCGGCUGGGUUCCAGUAAAAAAACAAAAAGCUACUUCCUUUUCGAAAGAGUACGGUUCUGAUGACUUGCAUGGAGAUCCAGCAGCCUGACAUGCACUCCCAGAAACUUUCCAGGCUUCCUUUGGAUCCGGUUGUUCUUUGAACAGUCUUCAAAAUGAAUCGGGGAAAAUAAAAACGACAACAACAAAAAAAAGGUCACGUCCAUUUCAGCGUCAUACUCUACACAAUGAAACAUUUGAGAACUGUUCCAUCAUGGGCACGGUUAGAAUAUAAUCACUCUAAAGCACGCCAGACCCCACUGCUGCUGCUGCUGCUACUACUGGUUGACUGAGUCAGAAUGGGUUAUUUUGAGCUUCCUCACACUGUAUUCCAGCAUCAUCAGGGACAGGCACUGUCUCAGGAGUAAAGUUAGCACCUAUGGGUGCACUGACAAUACUUGUUUUACUAGAGAUAUGCUGUGAAGCUUCAAGAUGGUAAAGCAAAAACAUUUCAAAGUCUUGCUUUUUAUGCUCUCUCACUGAAAAGCAGAAAGGAAUGAUUUUUUUUUUGUUUUGUUUUUUUGUAUUUUUGCAGUUCUGUUCAAGUAGGUUUUAAUUAUUUUGGCUUAAAUGUUUUUUAAUAUUACGAAUGAAAACCCUUCAAGGGAGAUUUUUAUUCUGUGUUCAACAGUGAGGUGAUUUAGGAUGAUUGAACUUUGCAUGAUUUUUGCAUCAGGAGUUGAUUGAACUGAACACGUUGUCCUUGUUCUUACUUCGUUUGAAUGAUCGUAAAUCUAAGACUCCUUUCAUAAAGUGUAUAUCCUCAACAGCAAUAAUAAAAACUAGAGUAACGCAGUGGUCAAUUAGACGGUAGUGAGAUGAUUUACCUAAUUUAGUGAAGAAAAUGCCCUGCUGUCAGGGCCGACUGCAAGACUGUUUGUUGGUAAUCGAUCUCUGAAUGUGCCAUCCAUGCUGCAGAUCUGGAGGGAGGAGUGAGCCCAGCGUUUAGCAAACUAAUCACUUUGAUAAUAAAAAGAAAACUGUAUUUUUCUCCCGGUAAUGCUGAUUUGCAGAAUAUACAGAACGUCUAUCAACCUGACAACGUACGGUCGUCGUUGUGUUGCACCUGCAUGUUUCACUCCGAAGUUUUAAUCCAGAUCUCUUUUCUGCCAGCUUACCGUCAGUCCGUCAGACUGCCCUGAUUCUAAUUUCAAUGACACUGCCUGGUCUGCUGGCACGGCAACCUAAACUUCUGGUGACCUAACCGUGUAUAGCCUGACCACUCUCAAACUGAGAUAGAAGUAAUUCCACCCUAAUGCAAGACUGUUUUUUCUAAAGCUUUGUUAGACUCAAACCAGUGUUGGACCGUUGAAGCCAGGUUCCCGUGACCAGUUUGGAUUCACACAGCCGAAAAGCAAUAUGUAAAUAUGAAAUCUUUCAAUUUGUAACCCAGUGUUACCAUGAGUAUUUUUUGUUUUUUUUGUUUUAUUACUUUCUGACCAAAUUUAAAACGGCCUCUCGGUUUUAUUGCUCACAACUAGAACUCAGGAAAUUACUUUUCAUUAAUGUAAUCUAAGUUUGUACAAGAUUUGGCCAGAUUAAAGCAAGCAAAUGUUAAAAUCAAAAUAAAACAACCAGCACCUGAUGGUGAACUCACUGGUACUGCCCACGAAAAGAAAUGUUUUUUUAUAGCCGUUUUUUUGGGCAAUUGUAGAAAAUGUGAUUGGUUUAGUUUGAAUGAUUAAAAAUUGUACAAAGUACAAGAUCGGUUUGAAUCAAUGCCAACUUCACUGAAGUCAAAGGAGAUGCUCCUUGUCUAGCUUUGAUUGUAAAAUCUACCUGAUGCCGUUCGCAGCAUCGCUGAUACAAAUCCAACGACUACAUCGGGGACUCACAGGCACUGGUGUAGUGGAGUGUCGGAGCAAAUAAUGUUCCGUUUCAAAACACCCGUAGCCUGUAAUCAUCAGCAUUACAGUGCAGCGCCGUUUAUCAGACCCCGUAAACAAACAAGAACUUUAUAUAUGACUUGACUCCUAAGUAUGUGCUAUACUGUUGUCAUAUGGUUGGAUACAGCCACGCUUCACUCUGAAAUAAAAAUGAUUUGCAAAUGA